Molecule: messenger RNA, 960 nt
Organism: Lentinula edodes (shiitake mushroom)
Lineage: Eukaryota; Fungi; Basidiomycota; Agaricomycetes; Agaricales; Omphalotaceae
Exons: 2
Coding region: 1-960 (319 amino acids)
Source: RefSeq, a predicted model, not a curated record
AUGACGACUACAACCACGUCCAAAGGACGCGCUACCUCCUCCUGCUCUCGGUCAAAGCGCGUUUCGUCCGCGAAAGCACAUCGCAAGAUCGAUAGAAGUUCUGCAGUGCAGAAUCUUCUACGUAGAACGCAUGCGGAUUAUGAAGGUUACGAGCGACAGGAAGGGAAGUUGGGCACCUCCCACAACGAAGGGGAGGCUGAAAGGAAGAACAAAGAAACAGCCGAACGCAGAUUGGAGCUCGAAAGUCACUCUUGGGUAUCCAAGGAAGAUUUCGGUCCGCACUCGGUGAGGUGCCUCGGGUGUAACAAAAAUAUCCAACUCGACAACCGCCAUGAGUUCUAUACCACAGCCUGGCACAAGCACGUUUUCCGUUGCGCUGUGAUUAAAGCGGAUUAUUUCUCACAUGGAAAGGAUCUUCCAUUCGAGAGUCUUGUCGCUGGGAUUGGAAGAGAGGCUGCCGAAAUAUGCAGGGAUGCUCGCGAGAGUGACCGUGCAAAGGGGGUCAUCCUCCAGCUCACCUCUGACCCGGCAUGGGUCAAGCCAUCUAGGAUCCCGAAGUUUAAGAAGAUUCGUGCCGUUUCGACCGGUAGCAUCAGUAGUGCGUCCAGCUCCCGCACUACGAGUAGCUCGUACCCUAGCUCUUCCGCUUCGGUCACUCCCCCCGCCAUUACACCCAAGCUGUUGCUCAAGUCAAAACGGCCGAGGAGCUCUACUAGCAAUUCUAGCACCAGUAGCACCUCUCGCAGUUCCUCCAAUUCAUUGCCUCCGUACUCCCCACAUAGUGCAGUCCAGAGUGAAGGCAUACAAGUCGACACCGUCCCCUAUCACGAGACGCUAGCGUAUCAAAUCGAGCUCGCCCUCCCCCGUAUCGCUGCUUCCCAAGGAUACUUCUACUGCUGCGGCUCUCUCCAGCAGAACCGAAGUGAUCAUGAACUUGCACACCGAUUAGGAUAUAUCUAA